Molecule: messenger RNA, 731 nt
Organism: Triplophysa rosa
Lineage: Eukaryota; Metazoa; Chordata; Actinopteri; Cypriniformes; Nemacheilidae
Product: ninjurin-2-like
Exons: 4
Coding region: 9-731 (240 amino acids)
Biological process (GO): cell adhesion; tissue regeneration
Cellular component (GO): membrane
Source: RefSeq, a predicted model, not a curated record
CCAACAAAAUGGAGAAUCAGACUCUCAAUCAGUCAUGGGAGUCUCCUGACACAGAAAAAGGACAUCGUCCCUUUAACAUGAAUCAUUACGCUACUAAGAAGAGUGCAGCACAGAGCAUGUUGGAUGUGGCGCUGCUAAUGGCGAACUCAUCUCAACUAAAGACAGUACUGCAUGCAGGACCUAAUAAAUCCUUUUAUAUUCCUCUCAUUUUGCUGAUCUCACUGUCCAUCGCACUGCAGAUCAUUGUUGGUGUCCUACUAGUCUUAAUUGUGAAGAAUGACCUGAAUGAUGUUGGGAAACAGUCAAGGCUCAACAAUAUGAAUAAUGUGGCCACUGUUAUUGUGUUCUUUAUUGUGAUCGUCAACAUUUUCAUCACAGCGCUGGGAUUUGAGUCGGGAAGCCCUAGAUCCAAGAUAUCAAAGCUCAAGUUUAUACCUGCUGAACAGAGGAUAGAGGUUCAAAGCACCUUCAAAGUCCUUACUAUUAAAGCAGUAAAACUGUCUUGGAAACCUACAGAAGAAGGGCAGCUUCAGGGUGUCAAUGUUCCUAGGAGAGAGGAACAGUCAGUGCAAGAAAACCUCCUCCAGUCUGACACAGAGAGCCUUAGUGAAGAGGAAGAGUUGCAUGAGCACCAAAAGAUUCAGAUGGUGAGAAAGGAAGUACAGAUGUAUUUCUCAGAAUCACAAAUACCCAAAACAAGAAGAUCCUCUAAGUUGGUGGAAGGAAAAUGA